AUGCCUGCCAAUAAUAAGCAGACUGAGGCGUCGAUUGAACAGGCAAUUGAGAAGCUACAGCAGCAAGAAAAUCCAAAUCUCUCCGCAAUUGCGCGAGAAUUCGACGUGCCAUACUCGCGGCUUCGCGCUCGAUGGAAAGGACGAAAAUCACUAUUUUCACGCCCAUCCCAUGGUCAGCGAUUCGAUUCUGCCCAAGAGAAAGCUCUUUGCAGUUGGAUUGAUUACAAUGACGGGCUCGGCCUCUCCCUUAAGCGUGCUCAAAUCCUAAGAGCUGCAACUUCCAUACUAAAGCUUUCCGACGCUUCCGCACCGCCUCUUGGCGAGAAAUGGCUUAAGCGUUGGCUUAAACGACAUCCUCAAUAUCGUAUCCGCCGACGAAAGAGCCUGGAUAUCGAGCGAAAGCGAGCACAUGAUGUGAAUUUAAUUCGAGAAUGGUUUACACGGCUCCGCGCUGCCAUCGACUCCCAUGGUAUUCAACCUUCAGAUAUCUACAACUUCGAUGAGACAGGCUUCCAACUUGGCGUUGGAAGAGAUCAAUGGAUUAUUACACGUGAGCCUCGUCGGAAAAUUGUGGCGGGAGUCUACACAAAUCGUGAAUAUGUUACGGUUGUUGAGGCAAUAUCAACUGAUGGAUUUAUCAUUCCGCCAUUAAUCAUUCUCUCCGCGCAACAAAUUCAAUAUCGCUGGUUUCAUGAUCUAAAUCAGGAUGAACGGAUUGCAGUCACAGAUACAGGUUAUACAAAUGAUCAGCUCACAUAUCAAUGGAUUCAGCACUUUGAAAAGGCAACUCGUGCGCGGAUGAGAGGUAACUGGAGGAUGCUAAUUUGUGAUGGAUUUGGCUCCCAUUUAACCUUCGAAAUGGUUAAAUUCUGCGAAGAAAAUGGUAUCCUCCUCUUCUUUCUUCCUCCACAUACUAGUCACUUGCUUCAACCGCUUGAUGUUGGUGUGGUCAACGUCUAUAAGCAUCAUCACAGUGAAGCAAUUGAGCGUGCAACCCUAACAGGCUGUUCCAAGUUUACAAAGCAAGACUUCUUGGCUGCAAUCAAUUCAAUUCGGGCGAAAACCUUCAAAUUCAGCACAAUUCAACUUGGAUUUCGAUUAUCGGGCAUUUGGCCUAUCAAUCCCGAGAUUGUGUGUGAGAAACUAGUGGAAUACGAUCAUGCAACACUUCCAUCAGCACCCUCCACCCCUUCCUCUCAUUCCACCAAUUCAACGUCUUUUAGUACCCCGAAAACAAUUGAAAAGAUUAGAAUUGUUGAGAGGAGGUUUUCCAGAAUCUCAAAUGAUAUUGAAGCUUCUCAGAACUUGAUGCGAAAGCUAUCCAAAGGCGCUCAAGCUUGCCUGUAUGAGCUAGAGGAACUCCGACGGGAGAAGGAGAUGACGCAGGCUGCAACCGCUGCACGCCAUGCACGCUAUGCCUGGGGAAAGGGUCAGCCGGUGGUGUCACUCCUGAUGCUGGAUAAAACGACGCCUGGAGAGCUCGUCCCCUGGGUGAAGGCCUUCCUGUCUAAUCGAAGCACAAGGAUCCGUAUGCCCGAAGGCGUCUCCGAUCGGAUAUCAACACCGACGGAAAUCCCUCAAGGGUCACCGAUCUCGCCAAUCCUCUAUCUCAUCUACAACGCAGACCUCAUUGAGAACUGCGGAAACGGCGUGACCAGCAACGGCUGGGUAGAUGAUGUCUGCUUUAUGGCCACGGGAGACAGCGAGCGUGAAACCCUCAAGAAACUCAGAGCGGCAUGUCGAAAGGCCGAUCAAUGGGCCAGAACGCAUGCCUCCGUCGUUGACCCCAAAAAAAUGGGUGAUGAUGAUACGUCUACCGUGUACGCGGCGGAGCUCCAUGCAAUCGAGAUGGCGCUCGCGCUGGUUCUUGAAAGCAAGGAGCCAUGGGCCGAGCAGGCGGUAAGCGGGCUAGUCAUCUUCGCAGACAGCCAAGCGGCGCUGAAAGCACUCCGCCGACCGCGGAUGCCAUCGGGGCAAGUCUAUCUGGCAGGAUGCCUAGACCUAAUCCGCCAACUUGAGGCAAAAGACAUUCAAAUCGAGCUCAGGUGGAUCCCUGCUCACCAGGGAGUGAUCGGUAACCAGAUUGUGGAUAGCACGCAAAAGAAGCCACCCGGGCAUAUCCGCCUCGCAGCCGCAGUCAAGCGCCGGGUUCGCUAUGAGGCGAAAAUUGAGUGGGAGAGGGCGUGGGCGAAGGAAACGACCAGCCGAUCGACGAGACGCUUGAUCGAGGCACUGACAAAGAAGACACUGGAAUACUGGUCAGGCCUGCGCAAAGCAACGGCAUCGGUGUUGAUGCAGCUACGGACCGGUAGAUCAUCGCGGUGUGACUGCGAUCUCGGCAACCAGACCGUGAUUCACGUCCUGCUCGAGUGCCCGUUGCACCAGGAUGAGCGCGACAGCAUGAGGAGCGCUCUCUCCGAUCAGGGAAUCGCUCUCCGUCGACACGAACUCCUGACACGACCGGAGGCCCGCACAAUUGUGGCCGAAUAUAUGGUCAAGACCGGUCUUCUUGGCCAGUUUCAGGCACUUGAUCCGACGGCUUUAGGCGUGGAGGCAGGGGGUGAGAAAGAAUGA
Messenger RNA from Penicillium cinerascens, 2574 nucleotides. RefSeq lists its product as uncharacterized. NCBI's taxonomy places the organism in Eukaryota, Fungi, Ascomycota, Eurotiomycetes, Eurotiales, Aspergillaceae. Bases 1 to 2574 code for a protein of 857 amino acids. Gene Ontology annotation, cellular component: nucleus. Gene Ontology annotation, molecular function: RNA-DNA hybrid ribonuclease activity; DNA binding. The record is from RefSeq and is a predicted model, not a curated record. The transcript is spliced from 6 exons.